Molecule: messenger RNA, 1727 nt
Organism: Bombus pyrosoma
Lineage: Eukaryota; Metazoa; Arthropoda; Insecta; Hymenoptera; Apidae
Exons: 7
Coding region: 769-1647 (292 amino acids)
Source: RefSeq, a predicted model, not a curated record
UUUAUCUGUAAAAAAAUAUGUAAACUUCUUUCUAGAAGAUAAAGGUAGGAUGUAGUUAAUCUGUGAAAUUAAUACGAAGGGAAUAUUGAGAAAUUAUUUGCGAAAUCGGCAGGUGUGUAGUUAUCGGAAAAAUGAUAUCUAGUGAAAUUCUAAAAAUCAGCUGCAAUGAUUGCAUUGGCAAAUUUUUAAUAUUUUGUAUUGUCACCGCUAUCGUAUUUCUCAAUAUUCGAUAUUGCGGAUAAGAUAUUUGACCGAGCAAUUAGCUAAUGUUGAAACGUCAAGAUAACCAUACUGACUCAGAUCACACAAAUAUAUCACGUGAAUGAGACAUGAUUGAAGCCGCUUUCGCGAUAAUUGCACUCGAAACGCUCAAACAUACUCUCGACAAGAUCACCUGUCAGACCAACUCGUGAAAUCAAUAGGUUACAUGAAAUUUAUGUUUUAAAACACAAAAAAAUGAAGAUGACAAAUUAUAACGAAAGAAAGUUACCAUUGAAUAUGAUUGCUAUUAAUUAUUAAGAUGAAUAAAUGGUUUCAAGAAAAUGUACGAUACAAUAAAAAGAGAAGAAAACGCUGAGUCCUCCGUGAAAUCAGGAGGUUAAUGAAAAAAUAGAUACGAGCGUUUAAAAUAAGAUUGUUUAAAUAAACCGUACUAUCGAUACAGAUUUUAUUUGAAAUAUGCAAUAAUAAUAGAGCAAAAUUAAUACUACAUGCUCCAUUUGAAUAUUUAUCAAAUCCAGAUACAAAUUUAACAGAAAAUAACGAAAGAUGAAAAAGAAAAAUUGUAAAGAUCCUAUAUGUCCAAUGAAUCGACACCCAUCAAGGCAUCGUCCUACGAGUAAUAACAAAUCAAAGGAUGGGACAACUACAUCAAGAAAACGCAGUCGCACAACGAGUUGUAGAAACAAAAUGUGCCAAGCUUCGAGAUCGACCGUAGAAAGUUCAACAUCGAUGUCGAGGACACGUACAAGAAGCAGAGAAUCAAUAAAAUCAGGCAGAUCGAGGUCGAUCUGUUGUAGAUCGCGCAAAAAAAGAGUCUGCCACUGUCGCAGAAUACGAGAAGCUCGCAAGCAAGCAAGUCCGCCAAGAAAGAAGAAGCGCAUAAGAUCUCGAUGUAAAACGUUGAAAAAGAACCAAACGCCUCUCUGUAUAUGCGUCAAAGGAUCCAGUUCGCAAGAUCUAAGGAAGAAUUGCAAAUGUCCAUCGACGUGCCCAAUGCUUUCAAAAUAUGAUGAUUGUUGCUGUAUAAGAAAGAGGAGAAAUAGAAGCAAGAAAGGAAAUAAUCCAAAAAAUAAUCCAAGAAACAAUCCAAAAAACAAUCCAAAAGCUAAUCCAAAUUCAAAUCCUGGAAGAGGAAGAUCGGCACGACAAUGUCGCUGCAAAUCACCUACAUCAAAUCCAAAGAGAAACAUAUUUGCAAGAGGACUGUCCAAUUUACGUAGGAAGCUACAACAAUUUGAACUUCCUUUCCGUCGGUAUGAAAAACUAAUAUGCAAUGGUAAUAAUCGAACAAGUAUGGCUAUUAAUAUUUCUGUUUCGAACCUAGACAUAAUAGGAAACAAACAUGCAGAACAUGCACCGACCGAUGCUACUCGAGAGUUUCUUCAAAGAACCGAAGUCAAAAUGCGCCAGAGAGGAGGAAAGUGAAAUUCUGCAAAUAAGGGUAACAAUGAAUUGGUAUUUCUGAUAAAUGUUUCGUUUGUAUUUGCUUACAAAAUCAAUGUAAG